Dermacentor andersoni is the source of this 1927-nucleotide messenger RNA. RefSeq names its product Ras-like protein A (gene Rala). Gene Ontology annotation, cellular component: membrane. NCBI's taxonomy places the organism in Eukaryota, Metazoa, Arthropoda, Arachnida, Ixodida, Ixodidae. Gene Ontology annotation, molecular function: GTPase activity; GTP binding. Gene Ontology annotation, biological process: signal transduction. The record is from RefSeq and is a predicted model, not a curated record.
AUAGUUUCUACAGCGUCCAUGGCUUAUGGCGUGAAGUGCUACAGGUAUGUCGUUUGACACGCUCAAUCUGCCGGUAGUUUGAUACUCCUCCGAAGAAGCCGUUGACCGACUAUGCGCUUACUGCCGUCGUCAACGCAUCUGUGAUUUCAAGCACCGCUGAGGAGUACGAAGCAUCAGCUUCUGACAAGACGGGGCCAUGUCCAAAACAAAGAAUGCCCAGCCUGCGCUGCACAAGGUCAUUAUGGUGGGCAGCGGAGGCGUUGGCAAGUCUGCACUUACACUUCAAUUUAUGUAUGACGAGUUUGUGGAGGACUAUGAGCCAACCAAGGCAGACUCGUACCGCAAGAAAGUGAUCCUUGAUGGGGAGGAGGUUCAAAUCGACAUUCUAGACACUGCCGGUCAGGAGGACUAUGCUGCCAUCCGGGACAAUUACUUCCGCUCAGGCGAAGGCUUCCUCUGCGUCUUCAGCAUUGAGGAGCCAGAGAACUUUGCUGCCACAACAGAGUUCAGGGAGCAGAUUCUGCGGGUGAAAGGGGACGAGAACAUACCAUUCAUCCUUGUGGGGAACAAAGCUGACAUGGAGGACAGCCGCAAGGUGUCUAUCGAGGAAGCUCAGGAGCGUGCACGCCAGUGGGGCGUGCCCUACGUUGAGACCUCCGCAAAGAACCGCACCAAUGUCGACAAGGUUUUCUUUGACCUGAUGCGGGAAAUUCGUAACAGAAAGAAGACCGAGAAGGCUGUCAGCAACGGGCCACGUAAGAAGCCGCGCCCCAUCAAGAAGAAGUGCACCAUACUUUAGCCAUGUCUACUCGCCCACCAGCGUUCUGCUAUUCUCGUUGUUGUUCUUUCUCUUUUUCAUUUUUUUUUUUUUAAGUUAGUGUUCCAGCUGUUGCUUUAUUGUUGACUGCACAUGACAUGCCUGUUGUAAAGCCUCGGGUUGUGUCGUCAGCACUUCUGCCACGACGGCACUGCCGUCUCCAGUUUUCCAGCCUUGUGACCUCACUUUUUUGAGGCCAAGCAGAAAGAACGGCAGUGGUCGUUUGGUACAGUCACUAAUACCUGCUGAUGAGUGACAGCACAGUUCCUGUUGAUAAUUUGUUUCUUUGUUUGGCCACACUGUUUAUGUGUUAGCAAUAUUUUUCGUGGCAGUACAUUUCUGCACUCAUCCUGUGCUAGAUUCGUGGCCAGAAUCUUUGGGCAAGCAAAAUGGGGUAAGAGGGUGGGGCCACCAUGCGAUGAGCCAUGCAGUCGUGCUGGCAAAGAGCUGUGUGUGCCUUUCGUGCCUUGGGCAUCUGUAGAUUUCUUUCACGCUGCUGGACAGGGAGGGGAGCAGAUCCUCUCACUUGGCUAACUGCCGCAGUGUUCUUUUUUUUUUAGCCAGUUCGGCAGUGACUCGCAAAACACUUGAGCCGAGAAUUUUUCCGAAUGAUUUGAGUGCGCUUCACUGUUGCCGUACUUGUUUCUGUGUUUUGCACUGUUUUUAAUUAGCUCGCGUCGUUGUGCAUGGACACUUCAGAGGCAUGUAUACAUUGAAUGGCACAUCUUAUGUUUAGGGGAGUGCCACCACUGUUGUGUUCAGUGCAGUAGCCGCAGGCGUUGUGAUUGGUUUCACCCGAUUUCGGGGCUUCUUUUUAUCUCUCGGAUUAUGGCCUUGUCAAGGACACUACACAUAAAACUAUGUGCGUUUGUAUACAUCUUUCUUAUGACUAAAAUUUUGUUCACACCUAUCCGGAUUGGAUUGCAUGGGAGUGCUUGAUAACUUUGCUGUGAAAUUUUUGUUCUGUGCCAAAAAACAAAAGAACCAGUGCUUUCAUGUCUCCUUGGAGAUGAAGUUUAAAUCAGUGUUCUUGUAUGGCGCAUGUGUGGGCUCAUGUAGUGCAGCAAUUGGCAGCAUUCAGUAUUUGACGAAUAAAAUGGACACAUCAGA